ACCACGUGGUCAACAACGCUAAACAGACUCGGAGCAGAAUUAUUUUCUUCCUGAAAAAGGGACUGUUACGAAAGGGUCAAAGGGAAAUUACACGAAAGAGAAAUUUUAGUUCUUUGAUAAGAAAGUAAGAAAAGAAAAAGGCGGUGAGAGAAGGAGUUGAGACAGUGGGAAAGUGAGCCAAAAAGCUGAGUACUUGUUAAGGAAUUCCUUGGUGGCCAUGGACUCACCCUGCACUUCCGAGAGUAUUUAUAACCUCAUACCCAGUGACUUGAAGGAGCCGCCCCAGCAUCCUAGGUAUACAUCACUGUUUAGAGCAACUAUAAAAAAUGACAUGAAGAAAUUUAAAACGGCAAUGAAAACCAUGGGACCUGCAAAAGUAGAGAUACCUUCCCCCAAGGAUUUUCUAAAGAAGCAUUCCAAGGAAAAAACACUACCACCAAAAAAAAAGUUUAAUAGGUGCUCUCCCAAGAAGCCUGCAGUGCCCUUGAGAACCGAUCAUCCAGUUAUGGGAAUACAGAGUGGAAAAAACUUCAUAAACACAAAUGCAGCUGACGUCAUCAUGGGCGUGGCCAAAAAGCCCAAGCCGAUUUAUGUUGACAAAAGAACUGGAGAUAAGCAUGACCUUGAAACUUCAGGGCUAUUCCCCAAGUACAUCAACAAAAAGGAUUAUGGCAUCACGCCUGAGUACAUAUGCAAGCGAAAUGAGGAUGUGAAGAAAGCACAAGAAGAGUAUGACAAUUACAUCCAGGAGAACCUCAAGAAAGCGGCCAUGAAGAGACUCUCUGACGAAGAAAGGGAGGCAGUUCUGCAGGGACUGAAGAAGAACUGGGAAGAGGUGCACAAAGAGUUCCAAUCCCUCUCGGUCUUCAUUGAUUCUGUACCAAAGAAGAUUCGCAAGCAGAAGCUGGAAAAAGAGAUGAAGCAGCUGGAACACGACAUCAGUGUCAUUGAGAAGCACAAGAUCAUCUACAUCGCUAACAAGUGAGCCAACUGUUGCAGGACAGAAAAAAGCCACAUGGCCAUCACACUAAACCCACUCUUCUCAAAGAGGACUAUGAAGAGAAUAAAGUUUUCACCGAAAAUGUAGGGGCAGUGUUGAAAGAAUAGUUGAAUUAUUUGCUUGCUCUAGAGAAAAUUUUCUCCUCCACUGUCAGAGUUCUACUUAUAAACAAACCAUUAAAGUCAGAAGCUGCACCUUG
Molecule: messenger RNA, 1199 nt
Organism: Mus musculus (house mouse)
Lineage: Eukaryota; Metazoa; Chordata; Mammalia; Rodentia; Muridae
Gene: Enkur
Product: enkurin, TRPC channel interacting protein
Exons: 5
Coding region: 218-985 (255 amino acids)
Biological process (GO): establishment of left/right asymmetry
Cellular component (GO): sperm principal piece; cilium; sperm midpiece
Source: RefSeq, marked validated